Molecule: messenger RNA, 2542 nt
Organism: Lytechinus variegatus (green sea urchin)
Lineage: Eukaryota; Metazoa; Echinodermata; Echinoidea; Temnopleuroida; Toxopneustidae
Exons: 2
Coding region: 1463-2056 (197 amino acids)
Source: RefSeq, a predicted model, not a curated record
GUUGAUGCAAGCACUGUGAAUCAUUCACGACAUCGUAAUAUUUACAAUGUACUUGAGAGAACAACGAUAUGGUCAAUAUUAAUAGUCCCCAUCUCAAGUGGGUGCCAGAUGAAUAUAACCAUUAUAACACCCAUUAUGUCAUCAUACAAUGGAAUGGACGCCUUUCAUUAUAGGUUUAUAUCCGGAUUGUAACACGAUUCUGUUUGAUUUAAAUAGACGUGGGAUCUGGUGCGAUUCCGAACUUAAUUUGAUUCAUUGCUUCGAUUUCGAACUGAGUGAAAGUCCUGGUGUUUUAGAAUACCAUUGAUGACAUGUUGAAAUUUGAUUUUGUGCGUUGUGAAAUAUGAUUUCUUUAACUUCGGGACUUUGAUUGGACUUUAGCAUUUUACAAACUGCGCAUCAUCACGUCGGGUCAAACGUAAUAAUGUACGUUUGGAUUGAGAAUGUACAUUAACUCGUGGAUAAACCUAACCGACAUUAAUUGCUCGCUUUCUAGUAUCCGUUAUUAAUAUUGGUUUAAUUAAUAGUCUUAUUUACACGGAGACAAUAAUCAUGAGUAAUUAUCCACACUGCAUGGCUCGCUCGCUGUAAUUAUAUCGCGCUACCCUGUCUCAUUAUUAUUUCACACCAUGUUGCACUUCAAAUGCGGCAUCAGUCGAUAUUUCAUUGUAUAAAAAAAAGUGAGAGUGCGGCCCUGUCCUGGGAAAGAGAAACGUGCAUUAAUAUAGACUAGAUGUUUAUAGAAUGGAUGCUAACAAUGGGUGCAGUUUAAUUCUAUUGAAAAGAGAAGCUCCAGUUUUCAUGCACAAAAGAGGAAUUACUCGUGUUUCGGCAUUUCACUCUCACCGAUCGGAGCCUACAUCUUGCAAUGCUUCACUGAGAACUUUAAUGUUUGUUGAUCCUGACUUUGCUCUGGUGGAGAAAUGCCCUUGAACUAUGUCAACAUUCAUUGUUGCUAUUGUAUGUCUUCAUUGCCUUGGAAUCCAAUCCGUAAAAAGUUCGUUUUAUUGGAUUUCGAACUUGAGAAAGUGGACAUACAAGGAAUCCAGAUGGACAGUAAAAUAACAGAAACAAGGAAAUAUCAUGAUAUUUAUAUGCAGUGUUUAGAGUUUGCAUCACGAGUGGUGAUUUCAACCGUGUUUGAGAUUUAGUGUUUCCUAUUUAUGACGUAUCGGCCUACUUCCGAACAACGGACUUUUUAAAACUUGUAAAUUGGUACGAGGAAAGAAUAUUUACCAACGUUUACUUUCUUCGCUUGAAGACAUUUCGAUGUGUUAUUGAUUAGAAUUUAAUAGGGGAUAGGUCAACUAGUCUAUGCAUUCUUGCAGAGAAAUGAAUUUUAGCAGAUGACGGUUUGCAACUCUUCUUUAUUUCUCUGUCCCGAUGGUUGUCCUAUAAACAUUUAAGACUGGCGCCGCAGAAGAGGCGCCACAACUAGGGGGAAACAUAAGCUGCGGCCACAAUGGGAGAUCUGGACAACAGGACACAGUUGCGAAGAAUCUCACGAAAAUCAAAAUUAGGGUUUGAAGUUGGAGAUCUCAAGGAGUUGAUUCGGCUUCGAAAACAAUCCAGGGUGAAGACUUUGGUGAUGGGCAAUAUCAAAGACGAGCCUCUCCUGGUCAAAGGUCGCCGUGAUCUUGCCAUGGGCAUUCACGAACUCGGAAGGCAGCUUGAAUGGUUGAGGAGCAGCAAAAGGGCGCGAAACCAAGCUCGUAAACUCUACCGAUUUCGCUUAUUUUGUUCUAAAAUUGACACUGCGGAAAGCUUCUGCAUCAGAUCAACAGCGCUUCUUGUGCUACUCUUUGCAAUCGUCUAUGUCAUCAGGGCUGUAUCGAUCUUCCUCCUUCCUGAACUGUUUCUCGAAUGUUCUGCCACCCAUCCGAGCGUGUACUCAUCGAAUUUCAGUGCGUGGCCUUCGAACAGUGCCGAUGAGUCGAUAUCUGGGUUUAAUCUUCGAUGGAUGCUCUUUAGGGGUCGACAUCCCUGUGUGCCUAUCUACAUGGAAUGUUUUACAUUACACGAUACUAUAUCAUUACCUUACCAGGGACAGUACUGAUGAUGAUUCUAGAUGUACUUAUGCUGAAACUUUUUUUUAUUUAUAUCGCAGUACUUGUGUUUGCCAACAAUAUUCGAAUAUUUAUUAACGGACACUGAUGCAUACCCCGAAGAACAGCGACACAGAUCUAUAGCAUCUCAAGUCUGAUGGACAUUAACUUAAUUGAUAAUCAUGUGUGCUAUAUAAGUUGUCGAUCAUAAUCAUGCACUGGCGCGCUAUACUGGUGAUGGUCGGGGAGGGGAGGUUGCCCAUAUACUUUUCCUACGAAAGUGGCAUUUGUCAAAUUGUUGAAUCAUAAUUAUUUUAAACCUCAUAAUUUUAAUCGAUAUUUUGUCUUCGAUUUCUGGCCGAUUUGAUUUUUACACGCUAAAUUCAUUACAACCUGCUCAUAGAUAAAGGACAAGUCCACCCCAACAAAAAGUUGAUUUGAAUAAAAAGAGAAAAUACCAACAAGCAUAACACUGAAAAUUUCAUCAAAAUUUGAUA